This is a messenger RNA of Pocillopora verrucosa, 5397 nucleotides long. RefSeq names its product protocadherin Fat 4. NCBI's taxonomy places the organism in Eukaryota, Metazoa, Cnidaria, Anthozoa, Scleractinia, Pocilloporidae. Gene Ontology annotation, biological process: homophilic cell-cell adhesion. The record is from RefSeq and is a predicted model, not a curated record. Gene Ontology annotation, cellular component: plasma membrane; catenin complex. Gene Ontology annotation, molecular function: cadherin binding; calcium ion binding.
GGAAACCUUGUGAAUAAGUUCUAGACUGGGGAUCAAGGUACGGUGUUUCUUAACAUAAAAAGAAAACGAAAAACAAAGAAUGUUUACCGAAAGGAGGAUCUUAUAACGGGGAGGGAAGGAUUCACACGAAUGGAAACAUUUCUGACAUUUCUGCUGAUUUCACUGAUUUUUUUGCCUUUCCACUAUUGCCAAGCGCUAAGGUUUCGGACAAAUAUCUUCGUUACCAUUUACGAAGAGAAACAGCCAGGCUCAUUUGUGGCUCGUGCAAGUGCUACUCCAGAUCCAGUAAGAUAUGAGCUCAGUAAAGAUGCCGCGGACCUUUUUGCUAUAGACAACACGACAGGCAUAAUAACAAUCGAAAGACGCUUUGAUAGAGAGGCUGAAAGUUACACAGACGGGUCAUUCAUGGUGUACGCCUUUGAUGCUGCUGGCAAUAAGGCCUCAACCACAGUUUACUUUUGGAUUCAAGAUAUCAAUGAUAAUUCGCCACGCUUUCUAAGCCAACACUACAAUGUUACUGUUAAAGAGACAUGUGACGUUGAUCGACAGAUAUUCUCCACAACAGCUUUGGAUGAGGAUUUUGAACAGAAUGCAGAAAUUUUCUACGAAAUAGUGGAUGGAAAUGAGGAUGGAAUAUUUAAGCUAAAGGAUGCUUAUCACUGCAAUGUAAUGUUGGUAAAAGCUCUGGACUUUGAGUUGAGAUCCUCAUACGAGCUCAAUAUCACAGCCUCAAAUUAUCAGAGCUUCUCAAAUUGGACAAUUCUGUCAAUAACAGUAGGAGAUGAGGACGAUCUGCCUGCUAAAUUCUCCUCCUUUGAAUACAGCGCUUUCGUAAGAGAGGACGCUAGUUUGGGAACGUCCAUCAUUCAAGUUACUGCAGCUGAUCAGGACAAACUAAAUGAUCCAGUGACAUAUAAGAUAGUUGAAUCGACCAAUAAUGACAGUCUAUUUGACAUCAAUGUCUCCAAUGGUGUUAUCGCCUUGAAUGGAACACUGGACAGAGAAGCUGUUUCUGAAUACAAGCUGAGAGUGUUGGCUUAUUCUACGCAUCAUCUCCCCGAUCAUGCCACAAUUAAUAUCCAGAUUAGUGACGCAAAUGACAACCCACCGACCUUUUCAGCCAAGUAUUACUCAUUUUCAAUUAAAGAGAAUGCAGGAAUUGGUGCCAUUGUUGGUGAAGUGAAAGCGAGUGAUGUAGACCAAGGAAUCAACAACGUGUUUAACUACGUUUUACCGGAUGGUGGAGAACCUUUUGCCUUCUUUGAAAAUACUGGUGUCCUUGUUGUGAAUGGGUCGUUAAACCGUGAAAAGCAAGACCGCUACAGCUUCUUGGUAUUCGUCAAAGAAUUUCAAACUGUGGAAAAAUAUACCAACAACGCCACGGUGAUUGUUACAGUGGAAGAUAGAAAUGACAACAGUCCCCACUUCGUGAGACCGUUCUACGAAAUUACAGUCCAAGAGGAGCUCCCCAGAGGAACAAAUGUCCUACAGGUUCUGGCUAAUGACACCGACGUGUCGCUCAAUGCUAUUAUCACCUACAGUCUCGUUCAAGAUCCCAGAGAUCAUUUUCUAGAUUUUUUCAUUAAUCCUAUCAAUGGAUCAAUACGAACCGCAAAGACACUUGAUCGGGAGAACAUCAGUAUUUACUACCUGACAGUGAAGGCGGAAAACAGCGCCCUGAACACACAGACAAGGUCGAGCACGGUAUCAGUAAAAAUCAUUGUUGGAGACAUCAAUGAUAACUUUCCAUUAUUUGGCCAGCCCUUCUACACCGUCACUAUCACAGAGGCUGCUGUAGUGAACACAACCCUCUUGAAAGUUCAGGCCACGGACAAAGAUUUUGGUGAAAAUGCAGCCAUAGAGUAUCUCCUGAUGGAAGGAAAUUCAGGAAGUGUCUUCAGUAUUGAGCAAGAAAGCGGUUCUAUAAGUGUUGCUAGAGAACUUGAUAGAGAAGAAGUCGAAGUCUACCAUCUGAUUGUACAAGCAAAUGAUGGAGGGAAUAAGAGCACCACUGUUAAUGUCACGGUUUUGGUGGGUGACGUCAAUGAUAACUCGCCCCAAUUCACAUCAGUGGAGGGCUAUCACUUUUCUGUAAUGGAGGAGACCUCUGGAUUGAUUGUGGGUACUGUUAAGGCAAACGACAGCGACAUCGGAAAAAAUGCUCAAACAAUCUAUUCAUUGAUGAAUACACCAUCGUCCAAAAGUUUCAGGAUAAACUCUUCAACAGGAGAAAUUUUCACAACCAAAGCACUGGAUUAUGAAGCCUCUCGUUCUUAUAUAUUGGUUGUGCAAGCUGAGGAUCAAGGGCUUCCGCAGUCGCGAAGGACAGCUGUGGAUGUGUCAAUCAAUGUCAUUGAUGUCAACGACAAUGCGCCAAAAUUCUUCAAUAUGCAACCUGAUGUGAAAGAACUUGAAGAUCUUCUGGCUUGCGUCGCGUACAAUGCAACGGAACUUACUGUUUUCCGAGUACAAGAUUUGACUCCUGCCAACACUGAGAUUGGUAGAGUGGCAGCCUUUGACAAGGACGAAAGUGUCAACUCUGUGAUAUUUUAUCAUAUCGAAGGCAAUGGAUCAAAAUUCUUUUCUAUCGAAAAUCGCACUGGGAUCAUAACUACAAAUCAACAGCUGAAACGAGUUGAAAAGGAAAUCUACAGCUUGACUGUAAUCGCUGAGAACUCCUUAGCGUCUCCCAAGUUGUGGUCAACUCUGGAAGUUCAAGCGAUUAUAUAUGGCUUGAGUAGUAGAACACCACAGUUCACCGCUAGUGAAUAUCAUGCGGAAAUAUCAGAGGCUGCCACUGUCGGAACACCUGUGAUUAAAAUUAAUAUUACCAAUAACAUACAGGCUACCUCAUAUAUUGUGUUCAGAGUGUUGCAUGACCAAAGCAGCGCGGGCUCAAGAAAAUUUACGAUAGAGCCUGAGACAGGACUCAUCACCACUCAGGGAGAACUGGAUCGAGAAAUAACCGCUAACUACUCUCUGUUGAUUGAGGCAAAACUGUUAAACUCAGAUCCUGCACUUCAAGAGGUGUCAAGUGUAGUGCUUGUAUUCAUAAACAUCAGUGACGAGGAUGAUAAUAACCCGCGCUUCCUCCAGCGGUCCUACCAGUUCUUGUCCAGUGAGCUUUCUAGAGUCGGUGACUUUAUAGGACAAGUAAAAGCCGUGGACAUUGACAGAGAUCAUCAAUCAGAUGUGUUUUAUGAAAUUACCAGCGGCAACGAGAAAGGUCUUUUCAACAUCAGUGAAUAUCACGGGACAAUAUAUGUAAAGCAGAGGUUGGGAAAUGAAGCGGCCUCAUCCGUCCAAUUGCUAAUACGAGCACUUAAUUCACCUGCAGGACUGGGUAACAGGAAAAGAAGAGAUGGGACGGUAGCUUUCGAUGAGGUGUCAGCCACAAUUGAGAUUCAAGAUGAGAACAACAACCCUCCUGUGUUCAUUCAAUCACAAUUUAUUGGAGGUUUUUAUGAAGGUGAGGCCGCAAGGAACACAGUGGUGGCAGCCAUCCAGGCAUCAGACAAAGAUUCCGGCGCUUAUGGCUCUCUUUGGUACUCCAUCGUACAUGAGGGGACACCUGGAUUGUUCUCUUUGGACAAUACUACUGGUGACGUAACACUUUCCAAUCUCUCAGACCACGUCACUGGGAAAUCGGUGUUUGCUCUGACAGUUUCUGCCGUGGACAACCAAGGAAAAGUACCGAGUAACAGGGCGAAUCAAAGUGCAUCUGUUCUGAUUUUCGUCCUCUCUGAUCCUAAGAAGCUGUCACUUGAGCUUGGUGUUCCUCCUGUUUUUGUCCGAGAAAAGAGAAGCGAGAUUGAAAGUAUGCUGCGCAAUCUCACUGGAGGAACCGUGAUGAUAAAAGACAUACGAGAGACCGAGGAUGGAAGCACACUAAUCUAUUUCCAUGCUGUUGACAACAACACCUUAUCUUUGUUGACUCCGGAUGAGUUUAUGAGUCGCCUGCAAAACAACUCCGACCUUUUGAACGAUGUUUUUAAAAAGUGGAUUAUACGUAUUCCUUCUGGUGGGACAGCACAUGCGUCUAAAGACUCAAGGGAGGAGUUCAGUAUCCUGAUUGCUGUUAUGCUGGUGCUCUCUGGCGGCAUCGGACUGGGAGCAUUCGUUGGCAUUAUAAUAGCCAAGAAAAAGAGAAAACGGCAAAAGAGAGCCUACAAGACUACUGAUGAAUUACCAUAUCCUCUGACGAUGCCUUGGUAUUGCAUGGAUAUGCCCGGCAUAGAAGCAUUUACUGAGUCCGAAGCAGAUGGAACUCGACGAUCUUUUAGAGACAACACGAAGUAUACAGUUCAGAAAGUUCCAACAAACCAGGGCGAUUGCAAUCUUCUUCGUACACCAUUAAGAUCAAGUGGCUCGUACAAAGUAAGAAACCAACAGAGGAAAACACCUGAAGAGCAAAAAAGAGAAGCUGUUUCUUUAAAUUUUUAUGAAUCGACCCCUUAUCACCGCCCGGGCAGCAGCAGUGAAAUCGAUGAAAACCAUAAUGUAGAAGACAAUCUUGCAACAGACACCUCAACGAUUGCAGGAAAUACUGCAAGCCAUGAUAAUGAAGGAUUUGACCGCAGUCAGAGCCAUGAAAGGAGCGAAGAGAAGCCUAUGGAACAUCAGGGGGUUUGCAAAUUGGGCGAGAAUACGCCUUGUUACACAAGAGCACCGAACACAGUUCGCAGAGUGAGGUUUGAUUUGCGCGGGACAAAAGACAGGCAAGGAGAAAAACGAACAGUCAGGGAAAAUUUUCCGGAUAUUGUUGUGAUCAGUGAAAAAGCAGAAGGGAACUGUCAGCUUGAUGAACAUGAGAGGAAAAGAGUGUGUGACAACGAGGAAGCUAGCGACGAAGACGGCAAAGGAAAAGAGCCGGCUGGUGUUAGUUCUAUAUUCAAAGACACAAGAAGAUCAGCCUCAGUGGCCGCCAUAAGCGAUGAGGAAGGAACAGUAGUGGAAAUUUAAUAACAUUUUUCACUCCUCUGUAAGAUUAGGCUGAAGAUACUGUCUGCAAAAAGACCUCUAUGUCACCUUUCAUUUGGUCCUUUGAUUUCCUUUAAAUUGAUGUGCUAGAAUGUUUUUCGCGUUUUUUUGGGAAUUAAUUUUUUUCUUCACAUUGUACAUAGCUUCAAUGUAAGUCAGCAUUCAGGCAACUAUGUACAGACCUUAUGGCCGAUAUCUUGAAGGGCUUAAGCUCAAAGUUCCACUUGGUUUGAUUUCUCUAUAGACCAUGUACAAUAAGGGUAGCUUUUGGGUCAUUUUCGUCUGGAAGCCUAGGUUUCAUUCAAACAAGUUCCCAGGAUUUGAACUCGCCCGGGUUAAAUAUCAACGCGAAUCUUAGUUACGAUAAUCAUUUGUGAUGAAACUAACGUAGUAUGUGAUAAAUUUAUCUCUCAAUUC